Cephus cinctus (wheat stem sawfly) is the source of this 2657-nucleotide messenger RNA. Its product is annotated as homeobox protein Nkx-2.5-like. Bases 501 to 1652 code for a protein of 383 amino acids. The transcript is spliced from 3 exons. Gene Ontology annotation, molecular function: RNA polymerase II cis-regulatory region sequence-specific DNA binding; DNA-binding transcription factor activity, RNA polymerase II-specific. The record is from RefSeq and is a predicted model, not a curated record. NCBI's taxonomy places the organism in Eukaryota, Metazoa, Arthropoda, Insecta, Hymenoptera, Cephidae. Gene Ontology annotation, biological process: regulation of transcription by RNA polymerase II; cell differentiation. Gene Ontology annotation, cellular component: nucleus.
CCUGACCGCUCAACCGUAACGAGUCUUAACAGAUCGCUGAACUUUGGGUCUAGAAAUCGGCAUCCGAUUUUUUUGACAUUUCGAUAAAAUCGUUAUCCCCAUAUAAGACAGUGGAAAAAAAAAGUCGUAAAUAGACCAAAUUUUUGUUUCAAUCUUACACGUGUAAAAAAUCACCUUGCAAUUUGAAUUAACGAGGUCAUCGGUCAACGGAGCUUCAAGUAUAAAAAUUCUUUAGGACAAUCCGCAAGCGUUUGGGUAAAAAGUUUAGUGUUUUUUUUCAAAAGUAUAAAAUUUUUGAAAAAUUCGCAUUGUGUCAGUGGACGUGUGAAUUGUAAUAAAAGUGCACAUAAGAUACGGAAGAUCUUGAUGGGUCUGAUCGUAAAAGUGAAAGCAAGCUCAGUGAUUGAUUAAGUCGAUCGAUAAAAUUCCUCGAAAAAGAGUAAUUUUUUAACGUGAAAAACGGUGUUUUUGAAAAGAAAAAAUAUCGACGAUGCUCUAGAAUGUUGUCUUCCUCGAUUUCCGCCACUCCGUUCAGUGUUCGUGACAUACUUAACGAGGAUCAACAAAUCUGCAGCAUGGAUUGCUACCCCCAUCAGCAACCUCAGGCACAGCAACAGCAGCAACACGUAUCCCAGGAUUAUUACGCGUACAACAUAAUUCCGGAGAGCAAUUGGGAAGUGGAGAAGUAUAAAGAGCAGCCAGUGCCCGGUUAUCAAAAUUACACGGAAAUGAGCCACGUUCAUCAAUUGAGUCAGGUCGUCCCGCCAUAUCAGGAAACUUCGGUCGCUGAAGAUGGAAACGUCGUCACGUCCAGCAAAACGGAAUUGCGCAAGAGUCAGUCGGGCAAGAGAACCAAAAGGAAGCCAAGAGUAUUAUUUUCUCAGGCACAAGUUUACGAGCUGGAGCAACGAUUCAAGCAACAGCGUUACCUGAGCGCCCCUGAAAGAGAGAUGCUAGCGCAAACUUUAAAGCUCACGAGCACUCAGGUGAAAAUCUGGUUUCAAAAUAGACGCUACAAGAACAAGCGCGCGCGCAUAGAAGACGCGGAGAAGCUGCAAGCUCAAAAUCUGAAGAAUCAAUCGCUCAAGAAGAUACCAGUACCGGUCCUGAUAAAGGACGGUAAGCCGAACGUCCACGAGUCGUACAAUCCGCCAUACUGGCCAAUUCCAAGGGCCGAUUUGGGAAUGGGAAUGCAACCGGAAUUCAGGGCUAACGAGAUCCGCCUGAGUCCGGAGUUCAGGACGAAUUCCAACGAGAUGCGUUUGGAUUCCAGCAUCAGUCCUGAAUUCAGAAACGAGAUGAAUUCCGACAUGAGCGGAAGAUCCAGUCUGAAUAUGGAUGUGCAUCGGCACCUGAGUCCUGAAUUCAGGACGAGCUUCACUCCUGAAAUUCGUCCCGGAAUGCAGUGCGACGUGAGAUCGAUCAAGAGGGAGUGCAGUUCGGAUAUGAGCAGCGAGGUGUCGCCGUUUCCGGAUUUGAAGAACAUCGCGCCGGAAGUUAAACCGAUUGGAAACGAGACUCGAACAGUCGCGGACAUUUCAAACGCAGAUUACAAUUUUACCAAUUAUCUUAACCCGCCUAAUUAUCAGAUGCAAUACGUGAGUUAUAUGGACCAGAUGCCUAUGGACCAAAAUUUACAAAGGUUAUGGUAAAAUGCACUUCGACGGAUGCAUCGACUAGACUGCACCUUUGCAAGGAGCAACGCACCGUUCUAACGAUUGAAGUCAUCCUCGCUAAAUCCGUUAUACCUGGAGCUUGGGAAAUUGGACGACCAAAAUUUUACGAAACCAAAAAAAUAUUAACCAGAGAGUAUUUUUUAGAAUAAGACGUUUUUAUUUUUCUUUUAUUUUCUUUUCUUUUUUUUUUUUACCCAGAAGAAACAAGUGUAAGCCUUCGUAGGAUAACUAGGCUAGUUAGAGUACUAGGAUUCACUUUAUUGGCAGCUGUUAUUCUCUAGGAUAGAUACGACUUUUUUGCCCAAAAACCCGGUAAAGUGGUGCUUGAACGAACAGAACGGAAAUUGCCUUAAGUGGUCUUUGCGGAAGCAUCAAUUCCGACCAAUCGGACCUGCGACUUCGCAGAGCAUCUUAAGAAGGAUCCACUCGGCACCUUAAAAACCGAUCUAAAGGCGGUUAAAUCUCUAUUUAAAAAAAAAGUCCGUCCCCAAAACGUCCGAUCGACUUUUCAAAUAGCCUAAUUCGGCGUAUUAAUUAGUGAACUCCGCUCUUUUUCAAAUCCCUCACUCUCACCUUAUUAAGUGCUAUCGAAAAUUCACCUCUGAAAUCUUCGUAUUUUUAUCGCCCCUAUAUUAACGGCACGGUAGUAAAGUGAAUGAAGGGGGCAAAAAAAAAUAGCGAAAUGGCAUAUAUAAAUAGGUGAGUUCUGACAGCUUGAGCGAAGCCAGGGGUGCUUUUAGGUUAUCGCGCAAGCACGACGGGUCAUCUGGCAGUCAAGUGGGCACAUAGACUAUGUUCACAUUGGUGCUUGAUGCUUGCACGCUGUAUAAUCACGCUCACGGUGCUACUGGUGCCAUGAAGGACCAUGGGAAUACGCUGAUAAAAAUGUCAGGCUUAAUUUUAUCGUGCAGGUGUACUUGGUCGGGAUUACUGAAUAAAAAUAAUAUGCAUUUACUUUCGAAUCUUUUUUUGGGCAUGAUG